GCCGAGUGGAGGGCCAGGUCGGUCGAGAUCGCAGGGCAGUGCUGACAGAGAUAUUAGCACCAUGGUGGCUUGUGAUUUAUCACCAGAAGAAUUUGCACCGUGUCUCAGGCCACCCUGCCCCAGUAAUAGCACCUCACUGUGAACAUGAACCCUUCUGUAACCCACUCGAGCAGCAAGGACUAUUCAGAGCAAACACCCUCGCUAUGAACACGAGCCCUUCUGUAACCCACUGGAGCAGCAAGGACUAUUCAGAGCAAACACCCUCGCUAUGAACACGAGCCCUUCUGUAACCCACUGGAGCAGCAAGGACUAUUCAGAGCAAACACCCUCGCUAUGAACACGAGCCCUUCUGUAACCCACUGGAGCAGCAAGGACUAUUUAGAGUGAACACAAUGGAGCCCGGGCAGCAGAGCCUGCAGUCCCAGCACAGACUGGGAGCCGCUAGUUUCACUUUAGCUGCACUGAGGUCCCGGAAGACUGGCGGUCUGCGUAGAAAAUGGUCCUCGAGGCCCGAGCCUCAGCAGAAAGCCCCCCCUGCCCCCCCUUCCCCUCCUCCUCCUCCUCCUCUGCCCCCUGAGCCGGUCGACCCCCCCGAACCUGAGGAGGAGAUCCUGGGCUCCGACGAUGAGGAGCAGGAGGACCCAGCCGACUACUGUGCAGGUGGGUACCACCCUGUGAAGAUCGGGGACCUCUUCAACGGACGCUACCAUGUGAUCCGCAAGCUGGGAUGGGGCCACUUCUCCACCGUGUGGCUGUGCUGGGACAUUCAGGGAAAGGGGUUUGUGGCCAUGAAGGUUGUAAAGAGUGCCCAGCAUUACACAGAGACAGCUGUGGAUGAGAUUAAACUGCUCAGAUGUGUUCGAGAGAGUGACCCCAGAGACCCCUACAGGGACAUGGCGGUGCAGCUCAUCGACGACUUCAAGAUUUCAGGAGUCAACGGGAUCCACGUGUGCAUGGUGUUUGAGGUGCUCGGGCAUCACCUGCUGAAAUGGAUCAUCAAGUCCAACUACCAGGGCCUUCCCCUCCCGUGUGUCAAAAGCAUCAUUCGCCAGGUGCUGCAGGGUCUGGAUUACCUACACAGUAAGUGUAAGAUCAUCCACACGGACAUCAAGCCAGAGAACAUCCUGAUGUGUGUGGACGAUGCCUUCGUGAGGAGGAUGGCAGCCGAGGCGACAGAGUGGCAGAAAGCAGGGGCGCCCCCUCCUUCUGGCUCUGCAGUGAGCACAGCACCUCAGCUAAAGCCAGUUGGAAAGAUCUCCAAGAACAAGAAGAAGAAGCUGAAGAAGAAGCAGAAGCGUCAGGCGGCGCUGCUGGAGAGGAGGAUGCAGGAGAUCGAGGAGCUGGAGCGGCAGGCGGAGCUCACCAGAGCCCAGGAGCUGCUGCUGCAGAGCGGGAGCCCCACCCACACAGAGCAGGGGGAGGGCAGCCCUGCCACACAGCACCCCCGCCAGGGCACUGCACUCCACCCAGAGAGAGGAGGAGGAGGAGGAGGAGGGAGCAUCUCCUCAUACGAAUCAGGUCAUCAUUCCCUGAGCUGUUGUUUUGUGUCUCUGUGUAUGUUAGACAAAGCAGAGGAGUGGUGUGGGGAGAAGCAGGACCAGGAGAAGGAGGAGGAGGAGGAGGAGGUGGAGGUGGUUUGGGAAGGAGAGGUGGUGGGAGGAGGAGAUGCCUCCUCAGCAUGGGAGAGGGAACAGCAAAAAGAGGCCUUCUCCGAGCAAACUACAGCCUGGAUUAACAGCCCUGCUGCCCUCAUUCUUGCCUCUACCCCUACCCUUACCCCUACCCAUAUCCUCGCACCCACCCUCACCCCUACCCCUACUCUCACCCCCACCCUCACCCCAAUCCUCACCCCUACCCCUACUCUCACCCCCACUCUCACCCCAACCUCCACCCCAACGCUCACCCCUACCACUACUCUCACCCCUACCCAUAUCCUUCCACCCACCCUCACCCCUACUCUCACACCAACCCUGCUCCCUUGCACUGCCAUCGACACCCCCAAGACUAACGGGCACGUGGUUCUGGGGAACGGGCCCUUCUCCCUGGCAGGAGAGCAGGAGGAGGAGGAUGAGGAUGAGGAAGAUGAGGAGGAGGAGGAGGAGGAGGAGGAGGAGGAGACAGAGCAGGAGAGGGGGGGCUGCCCCAGUGCCGAAGCAGAGCAUAGCAGCUUGGACGGCCGCUGCUCUUACAGCAGCUCUUACGAACACUUCAAUGGAGAGGCACUCCGGCCACCCAAUGGCCGACACCGCGGCUCCUCCCCACGCUUCCAAGACUUCGAGACACCGCCGCCUUGCGGAGCAGACUCCUCCAAUGGCACCGAGCGCGAGGGCAGCAGCCUGUCCUGGGACCGCAGCAGAACUGUGUCAGCUUCUAGCACCGGGGAACAGCCCAAGAACAAGACCCGCGCUGCCGACCUGCUGGUGAACCCCCUGGACCCUCGCAACGCAGACACCAUCCGCGUGAAGAUCGCCGACCUCGGCAAUGCCUGCUGGGUGCACAAGCACUUCACUGAGGACAUCCAGACCCGGCAGUACCGCUCUAUCGAGGUUCUGAUCGGAGCCGGCUACAGCACACCCGCAGACAUCUGGAGCACCGCCUGCAUGGCAUUUGAGCUGGCGACAGGAGAUUACCUGUUUGAGCCUCACUCUGGAGAAGAUUACUCCAGGGACGAAGACCACAUAGCACACAUCAUUGAGUUGCUAGGCAGUAUCCCACGGCACUUUGCUCUGUCUGGAAAAUAUUCUCGGGAGUUCUUCAACCGCAGAGAUCACAUUGCAUUGAUCAUUGAACUGCUGGGAAAACUCCCCCGAAAGUUUGCUAUGUCUGGGAAAUAUGCCAAGGAGUUUUUCACCAAGAAAGGGGAGCUGCGGCACAUCACCAAGCUGAAGCCCUGGAGCCUGUUUGAUGUUCUGCUGGAGAAGUAUGGCUGGCCAGCUGAGCAGGCAGCCCACUUCACUGACUUCCUGCAGCCCAUGCUGGAGAUGGUGCCGGAGAAGAGGGCGUCAGCAGGGGAGUGCCUCACACACCCCUGGCUCAGCUCCUAGCAGCAGCCCCCCCUGGGGCAGGGACCAGCCCUGUUUCUAAGAGACACACCCUGUGCCCCCACCCCCCCACGUAAGCGUAUCCUGAGGGAGCAGGACAGCCAUGCUCAAUGAUGCAGACUUUCCAGUGUAACAUUUUUUGUGCCCGGCGAGCUGGAGGGGAAGGGAGAUGUGAGGCGGGGCGGCGCACCCACCCCUCUAGGACACUUUAAACGGGCUGACUUGGUUUUCUCUCUGUCUCUGUGUGUCUUGUGUUGUUGUGUGUGCACUAAAAAAAAAAAAAAAAAAAAAAACCAACAACAGCAAAGUGUCUGAUUUCUGAACCUAGUUAACAAAGAAAAAAAAAUUCCAAGUGUUUUUGGCAGUUUUUUGUAACUAUGAAUAUUUUAGCUGCUAAUGUAUUAAAUGGUGAAGAUUGGCAGGCAGGGAGGUGGAGGGGCUGGACCACAGUGAGCAUGCGUUUCCACAGGACCAGGAAUCACAAGCUGCGUUUGCAUGUUCCUGAUAUUGCCUGCAUUUGAAUGGGGCUGUUACAGGUGCAGUGCAUACACACAAUUUUAUGACUCUAUCUUUCCCAUUUGAACAAAAAGGGAGAAGGGAGAGGGGGGAGGGCACGGCUGUCUCACCCACAGCCCCUCUACUCAGCUCCUGAGUCAGAGCAGGACCGGUCUCUCUCACACACACACACAGCCCCUCCACUCAGCUCCUGAGUCAGAGCAGGACCGGUCUCUCUCACACACACACACAGCCCCUCCACUCAGCUCCUGAGUCAGAGCAGGACCGGUCUCUCUCUCUCACACACACGCACAGCCCCUCCACUCAGCUCCUGAGUCAGAGCAGGACCGGUCUCUCUCUCACACACGCGCACAGCCCCUCCACUCAGCUCCUGAGUCAGAGCAGGACCGGUCUCUCUCUCACACACGCGCACAGCCCCUCCACUCAGCUCCUGAGUCAGAGCAGGACCGGUCUCUCUCUCACACACGCGCACAGCCCCUCCACUCAGCUCCUGAGUCAGAGCAGGACCGGUCUCUCUCUCACACACGCGCACAGCCCCUCCACUCAGCUCCUGAGUAAGAGCAGGACCUGUCUCUCUCUCACACACGCGCACAGCCCCUCCUCUCAGCUCGAGUCAGAGCAGGACCAGUCUCAGAGUGUCUUCCUGUUAAAACUUUAUAUCUUGUGCUUCCCUCUCACUGCCACUGAGAGAGGCAGAGGCAGUGUGCUGCUCUCUCUGCCAUGUGGAUGCAGUGCUGGGGAGGUUGGGUUUUGCUCGUCUGCGCCUUGCCUCAGCGGAUUGCAUGUCCCUGGGUGUGUGUGUUUGCACAAGCAGAUUCACUCAGUGAGAACUCUUUGCAAGCCCUCUGGUGGUUCUGAGAUGUACUGCAGCUGAGGCCCCCUCUUUAUAGACCAUUCCACUCCAAAGCCCUGCUGACUGUGCCGUGUGUGCCCCCCCCCCCCCUUGGCUCUGGCAAUCCUGUUAUAGUGGAGGUAUGGUUCUACAAUGACUGAACUGAGCAUGAUGACAAAUAACAUUUUGUAUGUGUAGAGCUGCUAUUUUGUCACAAAAAAAUCCUUUGUAUGGUAUUUUAUUUUCCUUUCUUGUUCUAGUUAACAAAAGAAAAUAUUGAAAAAGUACAAGUUUGUAUGUUAUAUGAAGCUGAAGGGUGAGGGGGUUUUCAAGAGGCCUGCAUCUGUGGCAGUGUUCUUCUCAUUGCCCCGUUACACAUGCAUUGCAAUCUAUGCCCCCCCCCCAGUAACAUUACGAGGAAGGUGCCCUGGUCUUUGUAUCUGCUAUUGGAUUCACAGUGCUCUGGUCAUUGUAGCUGCUGUCAGGGAUUCACGGUGCUCUGGUCUUUGGAGCAUUGUAUAUAGGAAUUAUUUUUUCAUGCCUCCUCUCAAGGUUUUACUAUGAUGUUAAACUGCAUUCCUGGAGCGUGUCUGCUGGCAGCAUAGCGCCCUCUAGUGUGCGGGGGAGUGGCUCCUGAUUAUCACACACCCUUUUCAAGCCCCAUCAACACUCCCUCAUUACAAUUGUCCAUUUGCCUAUUUUUGCAAUAAACUAGAGGGUGAAAUAUUUAAAAAUAAAAUCUCUGGUGUUGUGACAGUAAUGUGUGUGUGUUGAGGUGCUCCUGUUUGUCUAAUGCACUGUUGUGGGGGGUUUAUUUUGCCCUCACCCUCUAUGAACUGUGCUGCUCACUAGAAUGUGUGUGAUCAAUCAAACUAUUUGCAAUAAUAAUAAUAAUAUUAUUGUCAUGAACAACAGUAAUCUGAACGAUACAGCUCACAGCAGACUCUCCUGCUGUCACUCUCAGCCAUGCCGUCUGUUCUUCCUGACAGGCACAGAGACAAGUCUUCUUUCUGUUCUGGUUUUCAUUAACAGAUUUAAUAAAUUGAAUUUAAACCAAA
This is a messenger RNA of Polyodon spathula (Mississippi paddlefish), 5447 nucleotides long. RefSeq names its product SRSF protein kinase 2-like. Lineage: Eukaryota; Metazoa; Chordata; Actinopteri; Acipenseriformes; Polyodontidae. The record is from RefSeq and is a predicted model, not a curated record. Gene Ontology annotation, molecular function: ATP binding; protein kinase activity. The transcript has 16 exons. The coding region runs from base 393 to 3044 and encodes 883 amino acids. Gene Ontology annotation, biological process: spliceosomal complex assembly; regulation of mRNA processing; protein phosphorylation.